Messenger RNA from Panthera uncia (snow leopard), 3872 nucleotides. RefSeq names its product neurochondrin (gene NCDN). The coding region runs from base 617 to 2755 and encodes 712 amino acids. The transcript is spliced from 7 exons. Gene Ontology annotation, cellular component: dendrite. NCBI's taxonomy places the organism in Eukaryota, Metazoa, Chordata, Mammalia, Carnivora, Felidae. The record is from RefSeq and is a predicted model, not a curated record. Gene Ontology annotation, biological process: neuron projection development; regulation of neuronal synaptic plasticity.
GGAGCUGCAGCCGCCUGGAGCCGGGAGUGGGCAAAGCGGCGUGAGCAGCGGCCCCAGGCUCCAGGAGCAUCGCGCUCGGAGAAGAUUUCGCCGCUCGGGGCCGCAGCCUGGUGAGCUCAGCCCCCUUCAGGCCCUCCCCUGCAUCCCAACCAGGGCCUCGCCGAGCCGGCGCUGAUCGAUGCCGACACACCCCGGGGACCCUAUCGCGACUCCAUCGCGCCAUAUCGCGACAUCAUCGUGCCCUGUCGAGACUCCAUUUUGUCACAGCCCUUUUCAAUAUAUAGCUAUAUAUUUUUUUUAAUUUGCCCUGUCAUCUUUGGGGGCUGUCCAUGUCGUGAUUUUGCCGUGAUCUCUCCGUGACAUCACCGCGCCAUCGUGAAGUGUGAUCUCAUCGCCGCCCUGUCGUGACUUCAUCAAUGUCGUGUUGUGACCUGGCUGCGGCGGGACAGGUGGUGACCGCCAGGAACCCUCUUCCCCUUCUCAUCUCCCCAUCUCAGCAGCCCCGCUUCGAUUAUCCGGCUUUUGGAUUCUCCGUUGUCCUGGGAGCUACCCCGGACCCCUUCUUGCUUCUCCAGCCCCUGCCGGCAUCCACUGACUGUUGGGCAAGGCGGGCAUCAUGGCCUCGGAUUGUGAGCCAGCUCUGAACCAGGCAGAGAGCCGAAACCCCACCCUGGAGCGCUACCUGGGAGCCCUCCGUGAGGCCAAGAAUGACAGUGAGCAGUUUGCAGCCCUGCUGCUAGUGACCAAGGCAGUCAAAGCAGGUGACAUCGAUGCCAAAACUCGGCGGCGGAUCUUCGAUGCCGUAGGCUUCACCUUCCCCAAUCGUCUCCUGACCACCAAGGAGGCACCAGAUGGCUGCCCCGACCAUGUUCUCCGAGCCCUGGGUGUGGCCCUGCUGGCCUGCUUCUGCAGUGACCCUGAACUGGCCUCCCAUCCCCAGGUCCUGAACAAGAUCCCCAUCCUUAGCACCUUCCUCACUGCCCGGGGGGACCCGGAUGAUGCUGCUCGCCGUUCCAUGAUUGACGACACCUACCAGUGCCUGACAGCUGUGGCAGGCACACCCCGUGGCCCCCGGCACCUCAUUGCUGGUGGCACCGUGUCUGCCCUGUGUCAGGCAUACCUGGGGCAUGGCUAUGGCUUUGACCAGGCCCUGGCACUCCUAGUGGGGCUGCUGGCUGCUGCUGAGACCCAGUGCUGGAAGGAGGCGGAGCCCGACCUCCUGGCCGUGUUGCGGGGCCUCAGUGAAGAUUUCCAGAAAGCUGAGGAUGCCAGCAAGUUUGAGCUCUGCCAGCUGCUGCCCCUCUUUCUGCCCCCGACAACCGUGCCCUCUGAAUGCCUCCGGGAUCUGCAGGCCGGGCUGGCACGCAUCCUGGGCAGCAAGCUGAGCUCCUGGCAGCGCAACCCUGCACUAAAGCUGGCAGCCCGCCUGGCGCACGCCUGCGGCUCCGACUGGAUCCCAGCGGGCAGCUCCGGGAGCAAGUUCCUGGCCCUGCUGGUGAAUCUGGCAUGUGUGGAGGUACGGCUGGCACUGGAGGAGACAGGCACAGAAGUAAAAGAGGAUGUGGUGACCGCCUGCUACGCCCUCAUGGAGUUGGGGAUCCAGGAAUGCACCCGCUGUGAGCAGUCACUGCUCAAGGAGCCACAGAAGGUGCAGCUCGUGAGCAUCAUGAAGGAGGCCAUCGGGGCUGUCAUCCACUAUCUGCAGCAGGUGGGGCCAGAGAAGCAGAAGGAGCCCUUUGUGUUUGCUUCGGUGCGGAUCCUGGGGGCCUGGCUGGCCGAGGAGACCUCAUCCCUGCGCAAGGAGGUCUGCCAGCUGCUGCCCUUCCUUGUGCGCUAUGCCAAGACCCUCUACGAGGAGGCCGAGGAGGCGAAUGACCUCUCCCAGCAGGUGGCCACCCUGGCCAUCUCCCCCACCACCCCAGGGCCCACCUGGCCAGGGGAUGCUCUCCGGCUCCUUCUGCCCGGCUGGUGCCACCUGACUGUUGAAGAUGGGCCCCGGGAGAUCCUGAUCAAGGAGGGAGCCCCCUCACUUCUGUGCAAGUAUUUCUUGCAGCAGUGGGAACUCACAUCCCCAGGCCAUGACACCUCAGUGCUGCCUGACAGUGUGGAGAUCGGCCUGCAGACCUGCUGUCAUAUCUUCCUCAACCUUGUGGUCACCGCACCAGGGCUGAUCAAGCGAGAUGCCUGCUUCACAUCUCUUAUGAACACCCUGAUGACGUCGCUGCCCUCACUAGUGCAGCAGCAAGGGAGGCUGCUUCUGGCUGCCAAUGUGGCCACCCUGGGUCUUCUCAUGGCCCGGCUCCUCAGUACCUCUCCAGCUCUUCAGGGAACACCAGCGUCCCGAGGUUUCUUCGCAGCUGCCAUCCUCUUCCUAUCACAGUCCCAUGUGGCGCGGGCCACACCUGGCUCAGACCAGGCAGUGCUGGCCCUGUCCCCCGACUACGAGGGCGUCUGGGCCGACCUGCAGGAGCUCUGGUUCCUGGGUAUGCAGGCCUUCACAGGCUGUGUGCCCCUGCUGCCCUGGCUGGCCCCGGCCGCCCUGCGCUCCCGCUGGCCACAGGAGCUGCUCCAGCUGCUGGGCAGCGUCAGCCCCAACUCUGUCAAGCCUGAGAUGGUCGCCGCCUAUCAGGGCGUCCUGGUGGAGCUGGCACGGGCCAACCGGCUGUGCCGGGAGGCCAUGAGGCUACAGGCGGGUGAGGAGACAGCCAGCCACUAUCGCAUGGCUGCCCUGGAGCAGUGCCUGUCAGAGCCCUGAGCAGGUGUCCACUGGGGACAGACCCAGGGGCGUGCAGCGAGGGAAGGAGGGAGGAGGCAUCUUCCCUGAAGCUCCCAAACUGGACCCCCCUCCCUAGACUCCCCCCACACACACACACGACAUCCCAGCUUUCUGGCUUUUCCGAGGGCAAGGGCACAGUGCCCAUCCCUCAAGUGUAAGGAACUGCGUCCCGCCCCCCGGGCCCCCAUGGGGGCAGGGAUUGGCUUGAAAAAUCAACAUAGCUAUCGCUGCCAGGCCGGGGAAUGUUGGAGCAGCCCCCAGGGAGGGGGGCACUAGGUGUCAUUGUGCCCUGUGUCAGACUCCCCCACGGGAGGGAGGCCCCAGGAUGGGAUAGGGCUGGCAGGAGCUGGCUGCCUCAGCCCAUGUGCCCUGCCGGCCAGGGCGUGGGCUCCCCUAGGCUGUGGUGCCCCCUCUAGCCUCCCAGUCCACGUCCUUCCAAUUGGCCAUUUGGCCCUUGCCCUUAGCCCCUUGGCAGAGAGCAGACUCAGGCCAUUGACAUCGCAGUUCUUCCUAUCAACUUCAGUGACCCAGGGUCUGAACUGCCUCAUCCUUCCAGGAAGACCUGGGGCAGACAGGCCUGGUGUGUGGGUGGGGAAACCUCCUUCCACCUGAGCUUCCUUGAGGGGACCCAGGAGUCCUUAGGCCCUGGCCUCUAAGCUUUUGUGUCAUGUUGCAGCAGAGUGACGAUGGGGGUUGGGGGGUUAUUUAUUUUGCCUGUCCUUAUCCCUGCUUGGACACCUGAGCAUCUGAUCCCUGUCCUCCUAGUGCCAUCUGGCUUGACUGGAGCCAGGAACAGGAGGGACACUUCUCCAGAAUCCGCAUGUUUCCCUAGUGAUUGCACCCCAUCACCAUCGUGGUGCCUGGCUUUAAUCCCCACCCCUGCUUAGGAUCCCUCUCUGCAGAGAGACGCGACUGGCGACUCCAGCAGGGACUACUUUUCUUAUGAUCCCGGGGGACCCCCCCACACACAACCUGAUCCCUUACUUCCAUUUCCCCCUUCCUUCCCCCAGUGCGUUCUGUGAUCGCCAAGUUCAAAGCUGUGCACAUGCGGACACUCAAUAAAUGUUCAUUGGUGACAAGAUGGUUCCUGUGUGGU